CAAUGGAGGAAUCUCUUUCAUUGAAUACUGAUUCUGGUUCGUUUCCCCCCUUCACUGUUCCUCCUGACUCCGAAACCUUCUUCCUCACUCUUCACUCUAACCCCUCUCCGAACUCCGAUAAAGAAACCAACGACUCUGAUGCUGGAGUUUCUGCAACUUCUGGUUUAACUGCCGGCGAUUCACAGGAGGACUCGGGUGGUGAGACUUCGGAGGAGAUGCUGCCGUCACCUAACGGGGAGAGAAUGAUCUUGGAGCCUGACAAGAAUGUGAAUUUGGUGGUGGUGGCUUCGGAGGAGGAAACGGCAUCGUUCGAGCUUGAAGUGAGGAUCACUCCCACAAACGACCCUGACCGUGACGUCCCUGUCGAGACCUCCAACGGCCACAGAGUGAUCAGAAAUUCCCCGGCGACACCUAAAGUUGGAUUGAAGAUUACGAUUAAAAAUGGCUCGAGCAGCAGAAAUAUGAACCCCGGCGAUGCUACGACCUCUACAGCGAAUCAAACCUCUGUUUCUUUUAUUGUCCAUGAAGCUGAUCAAUCGGUGACAGUAAUCAGGAAUCUGGAAAUAAGAGAAUCGCCGGAAGAGAAGGAGAAACCCGAUGCUGUCGAUGGGGGAACACUGGAAUUCCAUAUGCCAUCAUGGGAGCUAGGGAAACUCCGUUCGACUGUAUCGGUAGCCCUUCGGGUUCCUUCGACUCGGGCAAGAAGAACGACUGUUCUUUCAGGGAGGUCGAAAUCAACAGAGAAGAAUGAGCAGAACAGGGGUUCGUCGAUUUCGCUUUCCAAACAAGAGAUUGCAGAUGAUAUGUUUGCGUGGAAAGGGAAGAAGAAGCUAUGUUCAAGGCCCAAGAAGAGAACAAGGACUAUGCAGGAUAUACGACAUCAUUUAUUUCCGUGUUGGUGUUUGGAUUCUGAAACACCCGCUAGAUCUUCCAAGAGAAGAAGAAGGUGAUUCCCGUGUCCUGUUCUUCGCCAUAAUUAAGCUGGUAGAAUGAGAAAAUUGCAAUAAAU
This is a messenger RNA of Carica papaya (papaya), 1009 nucleotides long. RefSeq lists its product as uncharacterized. The record is from RefSeq and is a predicted model, not a curated record. Lineage: Eukaryota; Viridiplantae; Streptophyta; Magnoliopsida; Brassicales; Caricaceae.